UGCAGGCACAAAUGAUUUACUUUCUGGGUCACCGCACAAUGUUUCAGAAAGAUUGGUUACCUGACAGAUACAUGCAGUGCCAGAUUUUACAACAAAAAUGGCUGAUUAUUGGAAGUCCCAGCCGAGACACUUUUGUGAGUUUUGCAAGUGUUGGAUAGCUGACAACAAACCUAGUCGAGACUUCCAUGAGAAAGGAAAAAGACAUAAAGAAAAUGUGGAACGCAAGAUUAAGGAGGUACGUGAGAAGAGUGAGGACCACUGGAAAGUCCAACAGGAGAACAAGGACUUCCUUCAGCAGAUGGAGGCAGCUGCUCUGAAGGCUGCUGCAAAGGACAUUGCCAGUGACCCAUCCCUGGCCAGUCAGUAUGGCAUCAACACACCUAUCCAGAGACCUCCCACAGUCAACAUAGACACAGUUUCCAGUUGGGCCGUGCCUGGCAAGAAGGUGGAACAGAAAGCCAGUCAGCCAGAGGGGGAAGCAGACAGUGGCCCAUGGGUAGAGAGCACCAGUCCAGAGGGAUACACCUACUAUUAUAACACUGUGACAGGAGAAACCCAGUGGGAAUUACCAUCCAGCUUGAAAACAUCAGAGGAAGCAGACAAAAGUGUGGGCUCAGAGAGAAAAGCAGCAGCUAAAGCAACAGAGAACACUAGUGAGUCAGAGAAGAAUGCAGACUGUCCGUGGGUACAGGGGACUAGUGAAGAAGGACAUGUGUAUUACUACAACACUCAGACUAGAGAAUCACAAUGGGAAAAACCAGCCAACUUCACCACUGCCACCAAAGAAUCAAAAUCACAGGAAAACAGAAGUGAUGAGAAAGAGGAGAAUGAUCCUGAGGAAGAGGUGUCUACAAGCUCCAGUAUUAAGGAGGAGGAGGAGAACUGUCCAUGGGUAGAGCGCACCAGCCCUGAGGGAUACACAUACUACUCCAACACUGUUACAGGAGAAUCUCAAUGGGAAAAACCAUCCGACUUCACCACUGGAAAGUCAACAGAAGGGACAUCCAAAAAGGUCAAGAGAAAAGACGAGAAAGAAGAGCAAAAAGAGGAAGCCUCUGCUGAAGUGAGUGAGAAAGUUGGAAAAGGUGAAGGAGAGGAAGAAGGAGGAGAGAAAGAAGAAAAGAAAGAAAAGAGACCACUGAAGAGAAAAUCUGCAUACGGUGCAUGGACAACAGUACAGCAGACCAGCCAGAAGAUAGACCUCCAGCUGCCCUGUGGGGCUGCCGACCAGAAGCCUGACCCAACGCCACAGUUCACAGAAGAGCCGGUACGAGUCAAGUUCAAGGAAAAAACUGUCACCUCGUUGAGCUCUGGUGUAUUUUCUAGUGAAGAGCCCGUUGGAUUUAAGAAGAAGAAAGUGCGGGCCAAUCGUAGCAUCAGGAGAAGAGAUGACGAAGACUAGUGGAUCUGGUGUUACUGUGACAAUUUUAUGUGAUCUACAAGUGUAAGAUAUUGUAACCAUUCAUACAUCUGACAUUUUCUCUUUUGUACUUAUGUUUUUUGCCACACUUUGUGAGAAGCACAAUGAUACAAACAAUAUACAUGUAUGUAGAAUGUGAAAGCUUGUU
This is a messenger RNA of Branchiostoma belcheri (Belcher's lancelet), 1568 nucleotides long. Its product is annotated as WW domain-binding protein 4-like. The record is from RefSeq and is a predicted model, not a curated record. Lineage: Eukaryota; Metazoa; Chordata; Leptocardii; Amphioxiformes; Branchiostomatidae. Bases 98 to 1402 code for a protein of 434 amino acids. Gene Ontology annotation, cellular component: precatalytic spliceosome; nucleus. Gene Ontology annotation, molecular function: protein binding; RNA binding; zinc ion binding. The transcript has 14 exons. Gene Ontology annotation, biological process: mRNA splicing, via spliceosome.